AUGGGAGUUCUUAUUAUUGUAUUUGUAAUUAGCAUUAUUAUAGCGCAGAACAGUUCUUUUGCUGUGUCGCAGUUCGCAACUACCAAGAUAUUACGCUACAUUAAUAGAGUAUCAAAAGCUCCAUUUUCUAAUAUGGUUGAUCCCAAAAGAGUGGUCAGUUAUGAAGAUAUGCUUAAAGUCAUUCAGCAGCCCGAGAAAGUCAUAAUUGAUGUUAGAAACCCCGAAGAAGUGAAAUCUACUGGCAAGAUUCCAUCUAGCAUUAACAUUCCAUUAAAUAAUGUUCAAAAUGCACUAGCAACAAUGUCCGAGGAGGAAUUUAAAAAGAAGUUUCAGAGACCUAAACCAUCCUCAUCUGAUGAGUUAAUUUUCUAUUGUCAAUCUGGGCGUCGCUCUACUGAGGCUUUGGAUAGAGCACUCAAACUUGGAUAUACAAAAUCCAAGACAUAUUUGGGAAGCUGGAAUGACUGGUCUAGCAGACAGCAGUAA
This is a messenger RNA of Danaus chrysippus (African queen), 486 nucleotides long. Lineage: Eukaryota; Metazoa; Arthropoda; Insecta; Lepidoptera; Nymphalidae. The record is from the annotation of a GenBank genome assembly.